AAGUCACCGGGCUGCGUUCCUCGGAGAACAGCCCUAUCUCCCAGAACUGAGUAUCAGCGCAUAGGAAGUUGGGACCUUAGAGCGAAGGGGGAGGGGAGUGGUGCAGCCCGCAUUCUCUUCUGGAAGGAGUCGCUGCAAGCCCUGCGGUUGGACAUAAGUUUGCGUAAGAGUGUUUUCCUUUUGUCAAUUAUUAAUCACCGGAAUCAGUUUGGCAGAACUGGAGUUUUAGCAGUAGUGCAGAGGGCGGGGCCCGAACACCUAACUCUGGGAGCCUCGGCUGCGCUCAGCACAGUGGCAAGCUAACAGAAGCUGGGGAGAAGCCAGAACAUCUAAACUCACUCAAAGGCAGGAGAUGAAGAAAUAGAGAAAUAAUCUACACCAGAUUGUUCAGAGGAAAUCUGCUGCCACGCACCAAGCCUGGACCCUCCUGUACAGGCAGACUUUCCACGGCUUAAGGAAGAACCAUGGAUUUCAAGCGUGUGAAGGAGUAUUUAGCCUGGCUCUACUAUCAAUACCAAAUCAUCACCUGCUGUGCUGUUAUGGAGCCUUGGGAACAAUCCAUGACCAAUACCAUUUUGCUAACCAUUGUUGCUAUGGUGGUAUACACUGCCUAUGUCUUCAUCCCCAUUCACAUUCGCCUGGCUUGGGAAUUUUUCUCCAAAAUAUGUGGCUAUAACAGUUCAAUUUCUAACUGAUCUUAUCGGAAUUCUGUGAAAUGGCAUAGUGUAUUCACGUUGCUUACAACUUACUGACUUGGGUGACUGUAUCAUCUUUCACCUCUGACCUGACCAGCACUCUUUCUAUGCACUGUCACACACAUCCUGCCUGGAGUAUGAGAUAGGCGUCUUCCCACUUGCUUUUGCACAUGCAGCAUUGUGCAUCAGAUGAUGGAAAAGGCAAUGAUUUUAACCCCAUAGCCCACAUUUGCUCAACUCAACUCAAUGGCUUUAGAUUUCUUUUGAAAUCAGGAUGCUUUGAAAUAAAACUUUUCUAGAAAAAUAGGCUUAUAAGAGACAUGACAGAGUUAUAUUUACACUACUCUGUUCAUAUUAUUCUAUACAAAAGGAUAUGUUGCAAAAGAAUUCUUCAUAGACUACUAUCAAAAGCACCCUGUGCUUGUUUACAAUUUAUCAAAAGAUGGGAAUAAAAUAGAUGGACCUUUAAGGUCUUAUUUUCCGGUGAAUAGCUAAUACCUAAAAUUCAUUUCUUCUAUUUUUCAUUUUUUUUUGUUGCUUUCCCUAAAAUUCUUUUACUUCAAAGUAAUAGGCCAGAGAUAAUUAUCUUUUUUUCAGAUUUGGUUUCAGCUUUGUUUUAAAUGCUCCUGAAGCCUGGCUUUAUCACAGCUUUAAAGGAAUGAUGAUUUUUUUUUAGGUGAACAAAUAACUGUUAUGCUACAGAAUAAUUUGUUUAAGAAACAAAGUAUAACCAAAGCAAAUUCAGAUAUUGUAACUUUUGAUCACGCCCCACCUUACAUGAUGCAGGAGAAAAAAGAAGGGAGAGUGUUGUUUUGCUUUGCCUUUGGUGAGAGGAAGGAAAACUGCAUGUCCUGGGCUACAGGAAGAAAAGCUGAUAAAUAGGCUGGAAGUAAUAGCCAAGCAGCGGGAAGUCGACAGCUCCAGUUAAAGGCUUUGAUAUAGCAGCUCCUCUGCACAGCAGAAACAAGAUUUAUUAAAUUUCUCUCAAAAUGUUUAUCUUCAAAGCAAGUAUAAGAUUUUAAUUAUAGUGCCGAGUCAAACAUAAAAGCCAAAGACCAAACCUUGUAGUUUUUCUUUCCUCCCAAUAAAUAUUAAUGUUAGUGAUUCUGGAGGGUAAAAAAUAAAUAAAUAAACAGGUUUUGAACACUAUUAGCACCUUUGUUUUAGGAGGAAAAUAUUCCAGGGAGUCAUAUAAAGAAAGACAUUGGGCUUGCAAAACCAACCUGCAUGUCUGUUUAAAAAAUGAAACGCACAUUUUAAAGAGAAACCAGAUAUGAAAUA
Molecule: messenger RNA, 1976 nt
Organism: Arvicanthis niloticus (Nile rat)
Lineage: Eukaryota; Metazoa; Chordata; Mammalia; Rodentia; Muridae
Gene: Sptssb
Product: serine palmitoyltransferase small subunit B
Biological process (GO): endoplasmic reticulum organization; ceramide biosynthetic process
Cellular component (GO): serine palmitoyltransferase complex
Molecular function (GO): serine C-palmitoyltransferase activity
Source: RefSeq, a predicted model, not a curated record